Acanthosepion pharaonis is the source of this 909-nucleotide messenger RNA. Lineage: Eukaryota; Metazoa; Mollusca; Cephalopoda; Sepiida; Sepiidae. The record is from the annotation of a GenBank genome assembly.
AUGGAGCCUGAACAAAUAAGAAAAGAAAUCGAAGAGAGUCUUGACAAGUUGUACGACCGAGACGGGGAGUCAUGCCCUAUUCUGAAAUACAAGGGUGUUAAUUUCCCGAAUAUUCCCACCUUACCAGAGUCUUUAUCACAAAUCCACCUCUUUCCAGCGCAUAAAGAUGACAUCUUCAUAUGUGCAUAUCCAUGUUGCGGUACACACUGGAUGUGGGAAGUGACGAGCAUGCUUCUGAAGGAGAAAGCUGAGAGGAUCCAGGGAGUCAAAGAAGAAUUCAUGAUAGACUUCAUUCCAGCUCGAAAAUUUUCAGAAAUAUCUCCACCACGUCUGUUUAAUACGCAUCUCCAACCUCAUUUCCUGCCUGAAACUGUUCUCUCCCAGAACAAAAUCAUUUUUGUAGUACGCAACCCCAAGGAUGUGGUUGUUUCUUUCUAUAAGCAUUCAUAUGGAAUGCUACUCAGGCAAUAUAAUGGAACAUUUCCCAGUUAUUUUGAAAUGUUUAUAGAAAAAAAAAUCACAUUUGGAGAUUAUUUUGAAUACAUGAAUAAAUGGUGGCAAGUUAUCAAAGAUAAUCCAAACUGCUUGGUUGUCAGCUAUGAAGAAGCAUCACAGAAUUUACUGAAGACUGUGAAUAAAAUAGGACAUUUUUUGGGCAAACCACCCAGCCCUGAACUGGCUGCAGGCAUUACAGAAUUGUGCACUUUUGAUAGAAUGAAAAAAGAAAAAGUUUCUACCAUGGAUAAUCAAAACCAGGAUGAAUUCUGGAAACCAAAUUACUCAUUCUAUCGGAAAGGCAAAGUGGCCACAUGGAAAGAAUGGUUGACUGUGGCCCAAAGUGAGAGAAUAGAUGCUCGUGUGAAAACAGAACUUGCAGAUUGUGGCAUUCCAAUUGUAUAUUCUUUUUGA